Molecule: messenger RNA, 3618 nt
Organism: Dermacentor silvarum
Lineage: Eukaryota; Metazoa; Arthropoda; Arachnida; Ixodida; Ixodidae
Product: sodium-coupled monocarboxylate transporter 2
Exons: 16
Coding region: 670-2424 (584 amino acids)
Biological process (GO): sodium ion transport; transmembrane transport
Cellular component (GO): membrane
Molecular function (GO): symporter activity
Source: RefSeq, a predicted model, not a curated record
GCAAGUUCCAGUCUAUUACUUGAAGAGCAAGUUCGGCAAGCUGGAGAACCAGAUUAAGGCUUUCUUGAGCAUCGACCAUCUUCAGCAACAGAGGCGGAAGGAGACAACCAGCUGUGUCGGCUACUAUUAACCAACAUUAGGAAUACCAAGGCAGCAUGAAUAAGUUGCACAUUUUCUGUUAAAGAAGCGUGGAGACGGAUGGGUUCGUGUUACUUUUCAAGCCUUCCAACUCUUAAGACUGAUAUAUGUAAGUAGUCAUCGGACCGAUAUAGGCUAAUGUUCGUGGAAACAAUGACCAGGAAGACAAAGCUUACAGUAGAGGCCAUGUUGAACUGCAAAGAACGAGCAGGAAAACAGUCACUGGUGACCUGUGUGUUAUGUUAUUGCAGAAGGCAGUAAACAAACAAACAAGCAAAAGACAAGCGCGUGUAUUUCAACCCAAAUCGCCUGUCUUGAAACUCAGAAGUAUGCGCCACCAAGUGCGCAUAUGCUAAGCAGGAUCAAGAGGCUAGCUUAGAGGUCUGAACAUACCGUUUCAUUGAUGGAAAAUCCCUGACACCGAAGAAGAUGGGACCGUGUUAGGGUAAUAAGAAAACAGCGGUUAAUUUAGGCCAACGAGGCCACCAGCGGAACACUGCCAAAACGGGAAGUUGGAGCAAGAGAGCAAAAAUGGUAGCGCACACCUUUGUCGCCUUGGACUACGCAGUGCUGAUUUCUUUACUAGUGAUGUCGACUGGAAUCGGUGUCUACUUCGCCUGGCACGACCGCCGAACAAACACAAACAGACAGUUCCUGGUAGCAAACAGGGAGAUGAAGUGGCUGCCGGUGUCUCUGUCGAUGAUGGCGAGCUUCCUCUCGACAACCACAGUCCUCGGCGUGCCUUCAGAGGUGUUUGUGCGUGGUGCAACAUUCUGGACGGCUGCCAUAUCUACCACAUUAGCGAUUCUCAUGGCCGCAUUCAUUUUCAUGCCCAUGUACUACAAGAUGAACAUCACCAGCAUUAACGAGUAUCUGGAAAAGAGGUACGCGUCCCGGGCCAUCCGAAAGAUCGGGUCAAUAAUCUUCAUCGUACACACGAUGUUCUACCUUGGUGUUGCGUUAUACGGUCCUUCACUUGCUCUUGGAUCUGUAACCGGUCUACCGGUAUGGUCUUCCAUACUCUUGAAUGGCGCCGUCUGCACGUUCUAUACCUCAAUAGGUGGUAUCAAGGCCGUGGUGUGGACUGACGUCGUCCAAGUGUUUCUCAUAUACGUCGCAUACAUCAUGGUCAUCGCAUGUGGCCUGCAUCACUUGGGAGGUUUCGGCGUGAUGUGGCAGAAUGCGAGGAAUGGAGGCCGCUUGAUAUUCCUCAAUUUUGACGCAAGCCCUUACGAGACAUACACGACGUGGACCAUGGUUCUCGGCUUUACCGUCACCUGGAUGGGCAUGUACUGCGCCAGUCAGACACAGGCUCAGCGCUACACUAGCAUCGGAUCACUGAAGGGCGCCCGCAAAGCUCUGAUGCUGAACAUUCCGGGCAUGGCGCUAAACGUGUCGAUGGCUGUGCUAUCAGGGCUGACCCUGUAUGCCGUAUACGGGCGCUGCGAUCCGAGGCUCACGGGUGAAAUCCGCAAGGCAGACCAGCUCAUGCCGUACAUAAUACAAGACCUGCUCCACGAGUACCCCGGCCUCUGCGGUUUAAUGGCGGCUGCUGUCUACAGCAGCUCUCUCAGCACGCUCUCAUCCGGAUACAACGCCCUAGCGGCUGUGACGUGGGAAGACUUCCUGCGCCCUUGCCUAAAAACAUCUGAAUCAUCUGCUCUCCGGAUAACUAAGCUGACAGCGGCUACGUACGGACUUCUUUCUAUGUCUAUAGCCUUUCUUGUCGGAACUAUGGAAUCCAUCAUGCAGGCUGUCUCAUCGCUUGGAGGUGCCCUGACUGGCCCGCAGGUGGCCAUCUUCGUUUUGGGCUUGCUUGUUCCCUGCGUCAAGAAAAAGGGCGUCUUCUCUGGAACCGCGGUGGCGCUUUUGCUCACCGGCUGGAUGGCCCUGGGAUCUAUAUUGUACCCGCGGAAGCACCACACUCUGCCCACGACGACGGCGGGAUGCUCGCAUUUCAACAAGACCAUCACAUCAGGAUCGUACGACCCACUUCCCCGGCCAAGUGGGGUCUACCAGAUCUACCACGUCUCUUUCAUGUGGUUCGCCUUCGUUGGAUUCGUCGUGCACGUGGCCGUCUCUGUGGCCGUAAGCCUAGUUUUCGAACGGAGUGAUACUGAUGCCGUGGAUCCUACGUACGUCUUUCCGCUCGUUCGGAAGUAUAUGCGAAAGAAAGCGCUCAAGAGGAACGACAGCCCCAAUCAGCUCAAGGAGGCCUUGCCUGCGAAUGGAGCGUCGCCGAAGGAGCUCAUAGCCCUGAUUUCGGACGGCAAUCAUCAUGCUUAAGCACUAUCCAGUAAAAAGGUUACCUCGGAAAGCCACAUUUCACCCACGUUAGAGGCAAGGAGCGCACUAAUCAGGAGGCUGAGAAAAUUUCUAGUCAUCAGGGCAGUUGAACCUACAUUUAGGCGUAUUUUUCACAGACGGAGUUUGAAGAGCGUGAAAACGGAACGAAUGAGAUAAAUAUUUUUGCAGUGCGGCCAUUACUUACAACUUGAACCAUGGAAUAGCCCUAUCGCGCCGGCCUGCUUAGCUUGGCAGUCUAAGCCUGGCUAUUGCUGUUCUUGUAGCGCCUCGUUCACAAUAUAUAGUUUGUCGCCGCACGUCGGGAAAGCCACUGUCGUGAAGAAGCACAAGAAGAGAGCGGAAUAUUUCUCUUCUACUGAUAUGGUGACCUUCGGGAAACACUAAAGGACAUUGUACAUAAUCGCAUGAAAAGGACAUCAAGUAAUAAGUUUCACUUCGCACUAUAGCCUCCGCCAGGACCACUUAAUGUGCUCCGUAUUGCCAAACUUGCCGCAUUGUGGACGAAGCGAAAAAGUCGCGCACUGUCUUUAAUUAGCGAGCUGGUGUGUACGCUGAAACCAUUCUGAUUACAAAAAAGUAAUUUAGCCUCCAGGCGGCUCAGUCCCUUGAUCACGCAGGCCUCACUCGGGAGUACCGAAAUCUUCCGAAUAUUACAGCGAAUAGACUACCAUGUCAGUUGGGAAUUCUUAGGCAGGCGCAGUAGCGCUGAAUCAACACGAGGCUGUGCUUGUAUUCCCGGCCUGCUGCCCCGCUGAAGAAGUGGCCGUGAUGUCCCUGGACCAAUCUGGUGUCCACAGCCGGCCAUCCUGCAGCUCGAUGUGAACGUGCUGGUGAAAAAGUCAGGCUACCUGUAUACUUCGAUGACUGCGUUUUGCCGAUGUUACAUGGAACGAUGACGGGCCGUUUUCUGAGGGCCACAGACUUUUUACGAACGACGUGCAUGACAGCAAGCCUCAACAUCGCCGUCCCGCAAUUGGGACCAACCCCGACAGUGGGCCUUCGGCGCCAACGACGACAAAGGCGUGCAUUCCAUGUACGCGACGAGUUCAUCUCGCGAACUUGCAGCAGAAGACAGUGCCACUCGUACGAACAGUUUAUAUUUCUAUCGCGUCUAUAUGUUGUCCUUUCGUCGUUCAGCUCGCAUCCAAGCCAUGGUGUGAUAAAGUUGCUUUU